AUGCCAGAACCAACUAUUACCCUCUACACAACCCAGACCCCCAAUGGAAUCAAAAUAUCCAUAGCGCUAGAGAUGCUUGGCCUGCAAUAUAGGGUCGAGAAGAUUGACAUAUCGAGGAACGUUCAAAAGGAAGACUGGUUUCUCAAAAUCAACCCCAAUGGCCGCAUCCCUGCCUUGACAGACCUCUUUAGCGAUGGAAAGGAGAUCCGGCUAUUUGAGUCUGGUAGCAUUCUAGAAUAUCUGGCAGAGCAGUACGAUCACGACAACAAGAUCUCAUUCCCCAGGGGCACGCGGGAAUACUACGCUAUGAAGAACUGGCUGUUCUUCCAGAAUGCGGGCCUAGGACCUAUGCAAGGCCAAGCCAACCACUUCACACGGUAUGCGCCUGAGCGCAUUGAGUACGGCGUGAACCGUUAUGUCAACGAAUGUCGCCGAUUGUAUGGUGUUUUAGACAAACAUCUUGCUACGUGUCAGUCUGGUUGGCUUGUCGGUGACCAUGUCUCUAUUGCCGAUAUCUCACACUGGGGAUGGAUAGCUGCUGCGGGAUGGGCUGAUAUCGAUAUUGACGAAUUCCCGAAUGUUAAGGCUUGGGAGAAGCUUAUGGCUUCGCAUCCAGGUACUGAGAGUGGUCGUCAUGUCCCUUCUCCUCAUACCAUUAAAGAUCUAAUUCAGAAUAAGGCAGCUGUGGAUAAAACGGCUGCUGAAGCCAGGUCUUGGAUUCAACAGGGGAUGCAGGCCCAGGCUAAAGGCAAAGUUUAA
Messenger RNA from Penicillium roqueforti, 759 nucleotides. Its product is annotated as glutathione S-transferase family protein. The record is from RefSeq and is a predicted model, not a curated record. The transcript is spliced from 3 exons. The coding region runs from base 1 to 759 and encodes 252 amino acids. Lineage: Eukaryota; Fungi; Ascomycota; Eurotiomycetes; Eurotiales; Aspergillaceae.